Leopardus geoffroyi (Geoffroy's cat) is the source of this 3214-nucleotide messenger RNA. RefSeq names its product RAS p21 protein activator 4B (gene RASA4B). Gene Ontology annotation, biological process: cellular response to calcium ion; intracellular signal transduction; regulation of GTPase activity. The coding region runs from base 176 to 2575 and encodes 799 amino acids. The transcript is spliced from 21 exons. The record is from RefSeq and is a predicted model, not a curated record. Gene Ontology annotation, molecular function: GTPase activator activity; phospholipid binding. NCBI's taxonomy places the organism in Eukaryota, Metazoa, Chordata, Mammalia, Carnivora, Felidae.
GGCGGGGGCGGGGGUGAAUGAAGUGGAAGCGAUUCCCCCGCCCCCGCGCUUACCUCCCGCGCCCGGCGCAGCCCGCCCCCCCGCCCCCCGGCGCCCAGUCCCGCGCUGGCCGCCCGCUGCAGCCGACCCCGGCGUCCGGCUUUCCCGGACCCGCAUCCCGCGUCGCGGACCCGCGAUGGCCAAGCGCAGCUCGCUGUCCAUCCGCAUCGUGGAGGGGAAGAACCUGCCCGCCAAGGACAUCACCGGCAGCAGCGACCCCUACUGCAUCGUGAAGGUGGACAAUGAGCCCAUCAUCAGGACAGCCACUGUGUGGAAGACCCUGUGCCCGUUCUGGGGUGAGGAGUACCAGGUGCAUCUGCCGCCCGCCUUCCACGCGGUGGCCUUCUACGUCAUGGAUGAGGAUGCCCUCAGCCGGGACGACGUUAUUGGGAAGGUCUGCCUUACCAGGGACACCCUGGCCGCUCACCCUAAGGGUUUCGGCGGAUGGGCGCACCUGACGGAGGUCGAUCCCGAUGAGGAGGUGCAGGGCGAGAUCCACCUGCGCCUGGAGGUGGUGCCGGGGCCGCGGGCCCGCCGGCUGCUGCGCUGCUCUGUGCUGGAGGCCAGGGACCUGGCCCCGAAGGACCGGAAUGGUGCCUCUGACCCCUUUGUCCGAGUGCGCUACAGCGGCCGGACACAGGAGACCUCGAUCGUGAAGAAAUCACGCUACCCACGCUGGAACGAGAUGUUUGAGUUUGAGUUGGAGGAGGGGGCCGCGGAGGCGCUGUGUGUGGAAGCCUGGGACUGGGACCUCGUCAGCAGGAAUGACUUCUUGGGCAAAGUGGUGUUCAAUGUCCAGAAACUGUGCGCGGCCCAGAAGGAGGAGGGCUGGUUCCGGCUGCAGCCCGACCAGUCCAAGAAUCGGCGGGGAGAGGGCAACCUGGGCUCCUUGCAGCUGGAGGUGCGGCUGCGGGACGAGACGGUACUGCCCUCCGGCUGCUACCAGCCCCUGGUGCAGCUGCUGUGCCGUGAGGUGAAGCUGGGCACCCAGGGCCCAGGGCAGCUGAUAGCACUUAUCGAGGAGACAACAAGCACCGAAUGCCGCCAGGAUGUGGCCACCAACCUGCUCAAACUGUUCCUGGGGCAGGGACUGGCCAAAGACUUUCUGGACCUGCUCUUCCAGCUGGAGCUGGGUCGUACCAGUGAGGCUAACACCCUGUUCCGGAGCAACUCUCUGGCCUCGAAGUCCAUGGAGUCUUUUCUGAAGGUGGCUGGGAUGCGGUAUCUGCACGGCGUCCUGGGCCCCAUCAUUGACAAAGUGUUUGAGGAGAAGAAGUACGUGGAGCUGGACCCCAGCAAAGUGGAAGUCAAGGACGUAGGGUGCUCGGGGCUGCACCGCCCGCAGACAGAGGCCGAGGUGCUGGAGCAGAGCGCGCGGACGCUGCGCGCCCACCUGGCGGCGCUGCUGAGCGCGCUCAGUCGCUCCGUUCGCGCAUGCCCCGCCGUGGUCCGCGCCACCUUCCGCCAGCUUUUCCGGCGCGUGCGCGAGCGCUUCCCCAGCGCCCAGCACGAGAAUGUGCCAUUCAUCGCCGUCACCAGCUUCCUGUGCCUGCGCUUCGUCUCUCCCGCCAUCAUGGCGCCCAAGCUCUUCCACCUGCGGGAGCGGCACGCGGACGCCCGCACCAGCCGCACCCUGCUCCUGCUGGCCAAGGCGGUUCAGAACGUGGGCAACAUGGACACGCCAGCUUCCAGAGCCAAGGAGGCUUGGAUGGAGCCGCUGCAGCCCACCGUGCGCCAGGGCGUGGCCCAGCUGAAGGACUUCAUCACCAAGCUGGUGGACAUCGAGGAGAAGGAGGAGCUGGGCCUGCAGCGGGCGCUGAGCUUGCAGGCGCCGCCGGUGAAGGAGGGGCCGCUCUUCAUCCACAGGACCAAGGGCAAGGGUCCCCUCAUGUCCUCCUUCAAGAAACUCCACUUUUGCCUCACCACCGAGGCCCUCAGCUUCGCCAAAACGCCCAACUCCAAGAAAAGUGCCCUCAUCAAGCCGGCCAACAUCCGGGCGGCGGAGAAGGUGGAGGAGAAGAGCUUCGGCAGCUCGAACGUCAUGCAGCUCAUCUACGAGGACGAUGCGGGCAAGCCCCAGACGGUCUACCUGCAGUGCAGGUGCGUGAACGAGCUGAACCAGUGGCUGUCUGCGCUGCGGAAGGUGAGCAUCGGCAACCCUGGCCUGCUCGGCUCCUACCACCCUGGCGUCUUCCGCGGGGACAAGUGGAGCUGUUGCCACCAGAAGGACAAGUCAGAUCUGGGCUGUGACAAGACCCGGUCACGGGUGACCCUGCAGGAGUGGAAUGACCCUCUCGAUCACGACCUGGAGGCCCAGCUCAUCUACCGGCACCUGCUGGGCGUGGAGCCCGCGCUGCGACUGAAAGGGUCAGCCCCCCAGUCCCAGGACCCCGUCCAGCUCAGGGGGGUCACCCAGCCUUCCUGGCCAGGGCACCAGGAGCCCUCACUCUGUCCUCCCCCGCAGGGAGAAGCACCGGGAGCUGAGCGCGGGCACAGAGGCGGGCUCUGUGCUCACAGGCCCUGGUGGAGCCCCUGAGGACCCACUGGCCCAGCUGCUGCAGGUGCUGCGGGACCUCCAGGAGGCCCACAGAUCCAGCCCAGCCAGCUCACCGCCUUCGGAGCCCAGCUGCCUCGUGGAGCUGCAGACGUGAGGCCUGCCCCACACUCCCUGCCGCUCCCCCUGACCGGUGCUUGGAGACCCCGCCCCCCGCCCCCAUGUGCUUCUGGCUCUUCACUUCAGUCCCCCUUCCUGGGGAGCAAGGCUCAGGGCUCUCCUGGGCUGGGUGAGUCCGAAGGGACCAGGCAGCAGGGGGUCCAUUGUCACCCACCUCAAGUCUCUAGGGGACUUGGGGAGCUCCUGCUUCUCCGUGAAGCCUGGCUGCUCCCCGCGGGCCCUGCAGCCCUUGCUGCUACUGGCCCAGACUCUGGGGACCCCUCCUGCCCAGGACAGAUCUAGCCAGAAACCACCCCUAGGAUGGCCCCUGCCUGUUGGACUGAUGCUCCUUGGGCCCAGAGAGGUGGGAGGGGACACGGAUCCUAGGAGGCCAGGCCUCGACCUCAGCAUCCCCUUCGCUCCUGGCCACCCCCACCUGCUCCCCUGCGGCCACUGCCUGGGCCCCCGGGAGAACUUCGCGGUGCUCUGUCGCUGACAAUAAACCUGCUGUGACUGCCUGGC